AUGAAGUGCCCAGCCCCCGCACUGAAGGAGCUGUGGUUCAAGAUGGGCAGCAGCGCGGAGGCGAAUGGCGUCAUCACGCUCCACGACACGGAGCCGGAGGUGCACCGGAAGAUGUGCAGGGCCUUCUCUGGUGGGGGUGGCACGUUGGAGGACAUGCGUGGGAAGGGCGCCAACCGGCACGCAGAUGUGGUGUAUCAGUUCAUUCGGGUUUUCUGCCGGGCGACGAUAUUGACGCGGAGGUGGCAGCGAAGUAUGGCAGGGGUGGGCUGCACAGCGCCGCGGUCAAGGACCUUGCCGUGGAUGUCGUUGUACGGGCACGUCUUAUCUGAGUGGUAG
Messenger RNA from Trypanosoma rangeli, 336 nucleotides. RefSeq names its product tryptophanyl-tRNA synthetase. The transcript has a single exon. The record is from RefSeq and is a predicted model, not a curated record. Bases 1 to 336 code for a protein of 111 amino acids. Lineage: Eukaryota; Euglenozoa; Kinetoplastea; Trypanosomatida; Trypanosomatidae.